Molecule: messenger RNA, 2217 nt
Organism: Fusarium proliferatum ET1
Lineage: Eukaryota; Fungi; Ascomycota; Sordariomycetes; Hypocreales; Nectriaceae
Exons: 4
Coding region: 1-2217 (738 amino acids)
Source: RefSeq, a predicted model, not a curated record
AUGAUCGAAGGGGCCUCUCAAUCCGUCACUGAACUGGGAAUUGCCCCCUUGGUUGCUCGCAGCCUUGCCUCGUUGAAGACGCUCACCUCAACGCUGCAAUGUGACCAUGCCCAAGUCUCGCAGGUCGGCUCUUACCUAGCGAGGUUCAAGCUGUGGGCUGGCAAUCUAGGAGCCCAUCGCAGAUCCGGGAGUCGCUCUCUCGAGUAUCGUCUACGUGACGCGUCCCACAUCCGCAAACUUUCUUUCCUCUGUCAAGAGAAAAAUAUUAACGACAAGUUAGGCACCCUCAUCGCCAACGAAGACAAGAGCUCUGACAUAGCCAGCGAGAGCCACGACCAAGUGGAAAAUGACCUAGCCGACUACUUCAACGAUGAUGAAGACUCUGACAAGUCCGAGACUGAAAAGACACUUGAUGAGAUUGCUCACGUAAUAGCCUGUCUUCUACGGCUUUCUAUCACGAUACGCAACCCAGCCCCUCACGACCAGUUCCUGUCCCGGGCGGAGGAGGGUCUUAUCGAGUCGUUUGUGCACUGGGAUGCCAAGCAUGUCCGAGAAAAGUUCACCAAUGUGGAUAAAAAUCUUGCAGAUAGACUCGGUAGAGCCAUGGCUCGCAGGCGGCUAUAUUUUAAGUAUCGAAAGGAGCAUAACCACCGAAUGGCCCAGGGCUUAGACGAGGAUGAGGAUGAGCAGGCGACGACGGUGGCUUCAUCACUUCCCGAGCAUCUAAAGGAGGCAGGCGAGACACGUUUAGGUCAGUUCGGCAUAGUGGAUGAUGGUGGUUCUGAUACCUCGGCGACUUCGUAUGCCACCUCAAAACCUGAUUCAACCCAGCUGCGAGUCCCCUCAAUCCCAAAAGAAAACAAGGAUGGGCCGUUCAAGUGUCCGUUCUGCCGAAUGAUAGUGUUGAUAGACACAAGGUAUGCCUGGAAGAAACACGUUUUCAGAGAUCUUCGACCGUAUGUCUGUCUCUCAGAUGCUUGUAAAACACCAGAACAUCUGUAUAUGCGCCGCAAUGAGUGGAAAAUGCACAUGAGGCGAGAGCAUUGGAAGUUCUGGCACUGUCCAUUCGGAUGCGAUGAAGAGUUUGACAGAGCGGAAGGCUUUCAAAACCAUGUCCAGAUAGCGCACAAACAUAACAUGUCUCCGGACCAGAUACAUGCGCUGGGUGAACUAAGCAGCCUGGAUUCUGAGAAGCAGUACGAGAAGCAUAUAGGGCAGCAUCUCGAGCACCUUGCGCUUUUUACCUUGCCCGAUAUAGGGGAUGAAGGCAAUGAAGACGAAGAGGAGGAGCAGCCCGGCGCUGGAGAUGAGAACGAUGAGGAUGAGGAUGAGGAUGACGAGGACAUAGAUGAAGAGGAUUGGCUUAAAACGGACGACCACGGAAUCAAGGCCGCUGAGAGACAAUUUGAAGAUACUAAAAUCCUCUAUAGGCUGAGCAUAGAGACAGCAGAGAGGAUCAAGAAAGCCGGGGAGGAAGAUAACACUAAGAUAAUAUCUGAUGUGCGUGCCAAGCUUGAGGAAGAUAGGAAGGCCGCAGCAGCUGCUGCUGGAGGAUCACGAAAGGCUGAGGCCGAGGCUUCAACUAGACCUGCUAUAUCCGGUCCGCCCGAGGUAAACGUAGAAAGGAUUCGAUUAGAGGCCGAGAUCGCUGCUAUGGAAGAAAAGGUAAAGGCUGCCGAGAAGCAAAAAGAAGCCGAGGCGAAAAUCCGAAAAGAAGCCGAGGAGGCCUUCUAUCGAAGAAUGGAGGAUAUGGGAUUGGCCCAAGAAGAAGCCAAGAAAGAGAUCGAAAGGGCCAGGAUUGAGGCAGAAAAGGCUGCCCGAGAGAUACUAGAAGCCGAACGAAAGGCUGAAGGGAAACGCGCUCAGGAGCACGCUUGCGCUAUGGCUGAAGCCGAAGAGAAGGCUCGUCUCAGAUUCGAAGCUGAGAUGAAGACCACUGAGGACCGAAGAGAGGCUGAGGCAGGGGCUCGCAUCCAAGCUGAAGAAGAAGCCAGGAAGAAGUUUGAAGCUGCAGUAAAGGCAGCUGAAGAACAACGAAAGGCCGAGGCUCCAGCCCGCGCACAAGCCGAGAGGGAAGCUCGAAUGAAGUUCGAAGCUGAACUGAGGGCUGCCGAGGCAAAGGCCGGUGCCGCGAAGAAGGCUCAGGAGGAAGCUGAGCGUCUCAUGAUGGCUGAGCAAGAGGCUAAGGAAGCUACCGAGAAGAAAGCUGCCGAGUAG